Molecule: messenger RNA, 117 nt
Organism: Dibothriocephalus latus
Lineage: Eukaryota; Metazoa; Platyhelminthes; Cestoda; Diphyllobothriidea; Diphyllobothriidae
Source: the annotation of a GenBank genome assembly
GGGGCCGACCUGGAGAACCUGCUGGAUCUGGCAAAACAAAACGCGCAGCUGGCUAAACGCGAUUUCGUCAAGGAGGCGGAUCUUCAGGCAGCCCUGGAUGAAUUGAAGAGUAAAUGA